Zea mays is the source of this 653-nucleotide messenger RNA. Its product is annotated as lysine-specific demethylase JMJ25. Gene Ontology annotation, cellular component: histone deacetylase complex; chromatin. The record is from RefSeq and is a predicted model, not a curated record. Bases 63 to 620 code for a protein of 185 amino acids. Gene Ontology annotation, molecular function: transcription coregulator activity; histone H3K9 demethylase activity; chromatin DNA binding. Lineage: Eukaryota; Viridiplantae; Streptophyta; Magnoliopsida; Poales; Poaceae. The transcript is spliced from 3 exons. Gene Ontology annotation, biological process: regulation of transcription by RNA polymerase II.
CUGUUGUGCCAAAGGCCAGAAUUUAUUGUCAACUUUCCUCUUGUUGAUUUUAUUCAUCCUAGAUGGGGUCUCCUAAACCUUGCUCCCAAGUUACCCCAGACGCCUUACAACCUGAAUUAGGGAUGAAACUGCUAAUUGCACAUGGAAGUCACCAAGAACUUGGUAAAGGUGAUUCAAUGACAAAUCUAAUGAUUAACAUGUGCGAUGUGGUUCACAUGUUAAUGCAUGCAACUGGAGUGCAUUACCAAUGUCCCAAGAGGGUAAGGGUACAGUCUGAUGUAUCUGAAAGGAUUGCUAAUGGAACUAGUGUUCAUGUAAAUACUCAUACUCCUGUUCAAAAUUUGAAUCUGGAUAUUGAAGAGCAAUCACACAAACACUCGAUUUCACACAUCGAGGAGCCAAACACUAAUAAUUUAGAAGGAUCCCUGGCUGGUGCUGUCUGGGAUGUAUUCCGCAGGCAGGAUCUUCCAAAGCUUAAUGAAUAUCUAGCUAUUCAUCGGGAAGAAUGUGCAACUAGAUGUCAAGCAGUGUCUUCUGUUAAAUAUCCUAGUUAUGAUCAAACAGUGUACCUUAACGAUUAUCAUAAGAAGAUGUUGAAGGAUCAAUAUGGUAAGUACUAAGUACCAGAGAGAGGAUUACUAUUUUUAUUUCCA